Scleropages formosus (Asian bonytongue) is the source of this 6115-nucleotide messenger RNA. RefSeq names its product glutamate receptor, ionotropic, N-methyl D-aspartate 2A, a (gene grin2aa). NCBI's taxonomy places the organism in Eukaryota, Metazoa, Chordata, Actinopteri, Osteoglossiformes, Osteoglossidae. Gene Ontology annotation, molecular function: ligand-gated monoatomic ion channel activity; signaling receptor activity. The transcript has 14 exons. Gene Ontology annotation, biological process: monoatomic ion transport. Gene Ontology annotation, cellular component: membrane. The record is from RefSeq and is a predicted model, not a curated record. Bases 374 to 5017 code for a protein of 1547 amino acids.
GUUUCCUCCUUCAUCGCCAUGCGGCGCGUCCGCAACUGUUGGUUUUUUUUUUUGGUUCGUUCGGCACAGCUGCAACAUCUGUCUGACCUUUGACUUCCCGUGAAGGAGGACGGACGCGGUCUUGAGGGAAGAGAGAACGUCUCAGAACGUGCUCGUGUCGUGAGUUUGCGGGUCUCGCAGUGGAGUUUCCACCACCGCAUCCCCCUUGUUGAAGGACUUCCAUGAUCUCCAGAAGAAGAAGGUGCCCCGUUCGGGAUCCCGACCGACCCUGCUGGUGGUGCAGUUCUCGCGCUCACCUUAAGGCUUAAGGAUGUGUUGCUGACGCGGAGCUCCUCAGUUCCCCAGCAGGAGCUCCGAGGAGCGCAGGGCUGGAAUGAAUGAGCUCUCCGGCUCCGUGCACAAGAAGAAGUCGUACCGCAGCACCACGCAUCACACACACACACACCGCACGCGCAACGUAGCGGCUUCCAGGCGAUCUCGCGGUGCUCGCGGAACGGACGUGAAUGCGGGACCGAGACGGAACCAUGGAAAGCGCAGUGAACACUUUUGGAUCCACGAGCUGUGCUCUGAAAAGGGGAGCCUCCGUUGCAAUGUCACCGCAGACUACAGCGCUGGAGCAGCGCGUGAGGGCGAUGCAGGGAUGAAGAGAACAACCAUGGGGAGUUUCGGGCCUCUGAUCCUGGGGCUGCCGGCCCUCCUGUCCCUCCUGGCUGUGGCGUCUGCUGCCGAGAGAGUCCCCAUCCUGAACAUUGCCGUGAUCCUGGGCCGCACGCGCUACAUCUCCGAUCGGGACAUCCGGGCGCUGUGGAGCAAGGACGACCCAAUUGAUGUCAACGUGGUGACCCUGCUGGUGAAUGAGACUGACCCCAAGAGCAUCAUCACGCACGUGUGCGAUUUGAUGUCCGGGACAAAAAUCCACGGGGUGGUGUUUGGGGACGGCACUGAUCAGGAAGCCAUUGCCCAGAUUUUGGAUUUUAUUUCAUCCCAGACUUUGAUACCCAUCCUCGGCAUUCAUGGAGGCUCCUCCAUGAUCAUGGCAGACAAGGAUGUGAAGUCUACUUUCUUCCAGUUUGGAGCCUCGAUCCAGCAGGAGGCACUGCUGAUGCUGAACAUCAUGGAAGAGUAUGACUGGCAUGUGUUCUCCAUUGUGACCAGCAAGUUUCCGGGCUACCAGGACUUCAUCAGCAUCCUGAAGAGUACGGUCGAGAACAGCUUUGUGGGCUGGGACCUGCAAAACACCAUCACUCUGGAUGCGGUGGAUGGAGACACCAGAACACAAGUGCAACUGAAGAAGAUCCAGUCCCCAGUUAUCCUGCUGUACUGCUCCAAGGAUGAAGCAGCCUACAUCUUCGAGGAGGCCCACUCUCUGGGCCUCACUGGCUUUGGUUACAUCUGGAUCGUCCCCAGCCUGACCACUGGCAACCCGGAAAUCACUCCAGACCAGUUUCCCACAGGAAUGAUCUCUGUGUCCUACGAUGACUGGGACUAUCCCCUGGAGGCCAGGGUGCGAGAUGGCCUUGGGAUUAUCACCACAGCAGCAGCAUCCAUGCUGGAGGAGUUUGGUGACAUCCCUGAAGCCAAAACCAGCUGCUACGGGCCAAUGGAGAAGACCAAGCUUCCACCUAGCGCAUUACACAAAUACAUGAUGAACGUAACUUGGGAUGGGAAGGAUCUGUCCUUCACAGAAGAUGGGUACCAGGCCAACCCAAAACUGGUAGUCAUCGUUCUCAACAGGGAGAGAGAAUGGGAGAAGAUGGGCCGCUGGGAGAACAAGAGUCUGUCCCUGAAGUACCCCGUGUGGCCACGCUUUAACACCGGCGGCGACUCAGAGACGGAUGACAACCACCUGAGCAUCGUGACGUUGGAGGAAGCGCCCUUUGUCAUCGUUGAGAAUGUCGAGCGCCUCACAGGCACCUGCAUGAGGAACUCGGUGCCCUGCCGCAAGCACAUCAAAGACAACACCACAGAUCAAGGAGGGACGUACAUAAAGAAGUGCUGUAAGGGAUUCUGCAUUGACAUUCUGAAGAAGAUCGCCAGGAACGUCAAAUUCACCUACGAUCUCUACCUGGUGACGAACGGCAAGCACGGCAAGAAGAUCAACAAUGUCUGGAACGGCAUGGUGGGAGAGGUGGUGUACAAGAAAGCCAUGAUGGCUGUGGGCUCCCUGACUAUUAACGAGGAGCGCUCAGAAGUCAUUGACUUCUCUGUGCCUUUCGUGGAAACAGGCAUCAGCGUGAUGGUGUCCAGGAGCAACGGUACCGUUUCCCCCUCGGCCUUCCUGGAGCCCUUCAGUGCCUCCGUGUGGGUGAUGAUGUUCGUCAUGCUCUUGCUGGUGACUGCCAUGGCUGUCUUCAUGUUUGAGUACAUCAGUCCUCUGGGAUUCAACCGGAACCUCGCCCAGGGCAAAGAACCUCAUGGCCCAUCCUUCACCAUGGGUAAAGCCGUCUGGCUCCUGUGGGGGCUGGUCUUCAACAACUCCGUGCCUGUCCAGAAUCCACGAGGGACGACCAGCAAAUUCAUCGUAUCAGUGUGGGCCUUCUUUGCCGUGAUUUUUCUCGCCAGCUACACUGCUAACCUGGCUGCAUUCAUGAUCCAGGAGGAGUUUGUGGACCAGGUCACAGGUCUGAGUGACAAGAAGUUUCAGAGCCCAUACUCCUUUUCCCCUCCAUUCCGCUUUGGGACGGUCCCCAACGGGAGUACUGAGAGGAACAUCAGGAAGAAUUAUCCUGACAUGCAUCAGUACAUGGUGAAAUACCACCAGAGUGGGGUCCAGGAUGCUCUGGUCAGCCUCAAGACAGGGAAGCUGGAUGCCUUCAUCUAUGAUGCAGCAGUACUGAACUACAUGGCCGGGAGGGACGAAGGCUGCAAGUUGGUCACCAUUGGCAGCGGCUACAUCUUUGCCACCACAGGUUAUGGCAUUGCCCUACAGAAAGGCUCCUACUGGAAACGUCAGGUGGACCUGGCCAUCCUGGCCAUCAUUGGCGACGGAGAGAUGGAAGAAUUGGAAGCACAAUGGCUGACGGGCAUCUGCCACAAUGAGAAAAAUGAGGUGAUGAGCAGCCAGCUAGAUGUGGACAACAUGGCAGGCGUCUUCUACAUGCUGGCCACCGCCAUGGGCCUUAGCCUCAUCACCUUUGUCUCAGAACACCUGUUCUACUGGAAGCUGCGCUACUGCUUCACUGGGGUGUGCUCAGGAAAGCCUGGGCUGCUGUUCACCAUCAGCCGGGGAAUAUGGAGCUGUAUUCAUGGAGUCCAUAUUGAGAUGAAAAAGAAGUCCACUGAUCUGGACUUUAGUCCGCAGGCUAACAUGUUGAAACUGAUGAAAUCGGCUAAACAGAUGACUAACAUGACAAACCUCAGUGGCUCAAGGAUCAAUUCCCCCAAACGGCCAGUUGAUUUCCUGCAUCCCACUGGCCCCAUGAUCAUGGAUAUAACGUCUGACAAGGGAAAUUUCAUCUAUGCCGACAAUCGCAGCUAUGCCCCCAAGGAGGUGAUCUAUGGCGACACUGGUGAGCUACAGGCCUACUUGGCCAACCGUCACAAAGACCACCUGAACAACUACAUCUUUCAGGGCCAGCAUCCACUCACCCUUAAUGAGGCAAACCCCAACACAGUAGAGGUGGCGAUGAGUGCUGAGGCAGCUCAGCUGGAUGCCAAGCCACGUACCCUGUGGAAAAAGUCAGUUGACACACUACGCCAGGGCUCUGUCCAGGAUACGCUGUUGCCUGACACCCGGCUGGCCAUGAAGACCCAACGCUACCUGCCUGAAGAGGCAGCAGCUCACUCCGACAUCUCCGACUGCUCCAGCAGGGCCGCUUCCUAUAAGGAGGCCGAAAACAAUCAGAAGUACCCGAAGGCCAAGGACAACUUAAAAAAAAGAUCGAUGACGUCAAAAUACCCUAGGGAUUGCAGCGAAGUGGAGCUGUCCUACUUAAAGAGUAAGCAGGGCGGUGCAGCCCGUGAAAAGAUUUACACCAUUGACUCUGACCGGGAGCUGAGUCUGCACUCGGAUCCGCUGCAUUACAGGGAGAGCAGAGGCCUAGCUGAUGAUUUGGAUUACCCCGAAAUUUACUCUGACCACAAUGACAACUACCGAAAGCCCGACCAGCCCAUCAUUCAUCUCAACAGCAGUCCCCUUCAUCACACUGACUCCGACAUCAUCCCUGACAACAUAUACUCCAAACACUACAGUCUGAAGGAGAAAAGUCUCAGCCCACACGAGACAAAUGAUCGCUACAAGCAGACUCACUGUCGGAGUUGUCUGUCAAAGGUCUCAACUUACAUGGGGCACCAUGGUAUGAGGUCCCCUUACAACCGUUGUGAGGCCUGCCUGCAUACAGCCAACCUCUACGACAUCAGUGAGGAUCAGAUGCUGCAGGAACCUUUCACACCUUCUGUGCGUCAGGACGAAAUGUUCAGCCAGUACUGGCCCCAGACAGAUGGACCGUAUGUACAGAAAAGGAACAAACUAAGGCUUAGCCGGCAGCAUUCUUUUGACAAUAUUAUGCUCGAGAAGCCCAAGGAAAUUGACUUGGGCAAGCCGGCACGCAGCGUCAGCUUGAAGGAGAAGGACAGGAUCCUUGAGGACAGUGCGUACGCAAACAUGUUCAACAUCAGGCCAGACAAACUUUUUGGCAGCAAAUCCAUGCUCUUUAACCACAACCUGGAGGAGAGCAAGCGCAGCCGGUCACUCUACCCCGACCACACCUCGGACAACCCUUUCCUACAGUCUCUGCGGGAAGACCAGCGGCUCGUUCAUGGUCGGAGCUCUUCGGACAUUUACAAACAAUUGGCUCCCAUAAGGUCGAGAAACGACAACAACCUGAGAUCCUCUGUGAAGUCCACCACCUCAUACUGCUCCAGGGAUGGCCGGAUACCCAAUGAAAUGUACUUUUCAGAGCAUGUGAUGCCUUAUGUAGCCAAUAAGACUAGUGCAUACUCAGCUCCCCAUGUUCUCAAUUCUUGCAGCAAUAGACGAGUAUAUAAGAAAAUACCUAGUCUCGAGUCAGACGUUUAAUGCUCUGUUUGUAUAGGUCUAAUGUUAAUCCACUUUAGGAUGCCAUUGCCACCUACACCUAUAAAAAGUACUCAUGUACUGUCUUGGUAAAAAUUCUUUUUAUCAAUAAGUUGGCCAUAUUGGGGCCUGCCAAAGGUUGCCAAAGGUUUGGAGCAUUUUCCUGAGUGGCCUCUUGGACUUGGAGUAUGUAUGAAAUGGUGUUAGGCAGCAUAACUGGGGUGGUUCAGUCAUGUCGUCUUAAAGGUGGCAACUUGCCGUCGAAGCACUUCCGUAGACCCUAAAUGGUGCAGUGCUUCCAUAAUUGGGCAGCUUUGGGUAAAACGCAGCUUAGGCUGCAAAAGGAUGCACACCAAAGCAUUCUACCCAAAUACAACCAGGGGAAAUCUAUAUAUGCCUUCAUUAUCUUUAAGGCAGAAUGGAACUGAUCAAAAUAUUUGAAGAGUUGAUUAUAAACUCUAGGUUUACAGAUUGGAUCCUGAGGCAUGAAAGGAUAUUUGAUUUAUGAUACAACAGAGACAGUAUGAAAUACAGAAAGUUGCUUCUAUUGUAUUACUAUAGAUGUGGGAUUCUGGCAUUCUAAUCCCGUUUUAGGAUUGUGUAGCACAGGGAUUCUUAACCUUUUUACCCCCACACCUCACCUGAAUGUGAACUUAAUGUUUACACCUCCUAUACUUUCCCAAAUUAAUCAGUAAGGCACUCAAGACAAACCUUCUGGAAGUACCCACUUCGCACCCUCCCUAGGGAGGCACACCCCACAGGUUAAGAACCCCUGUUUUAGCGCUUAGCCUUUUAGUAGAAUAUUAGUUGAUUUCCCAUCUUUGCUUCAUAAUGAAUAAUUUGAAAUUGCCGUCUGAAAUAGGUUAUUUUGCAUGUAUUAUUUUCACACUGGAAAUGGAAACAAACCAUAACCGUAUUCCAUGGAUUUAGUCUGGCUGAUUUAAGUUGAAUACCUGUGCAAUUUAAAACUUGACCUGUACUCUGCAAUUCCGUUUUGACCAUGGCUUUUCUUAAGAUAAAAAGUGAGGCUUUUGCUUGGAAUAUUUUAUUUAUUCUCCACCUGAAACAGGGUAAUAAUUAAAAUGUUAUACUGACAAUUUU